Molecule: messenger RNA, 1305 nt
Organism: Thamnophis sirtalis
Lineage: Eukaryota; Metazoa; Chordata; Lepidosauria; Squamata; Natricidae
Source: RefSeq, a predicted model, not a curated record
AUGCUCCAGCUCUUCUCCUUCCUGGAGCGCUACUCCCAGCUACAGCAGCUGCAGGAGAAAGCCGGCGAGUAUCGUUCGCGCCUCCACUGGCAGGAGGGCCGUUGGCGCCGGCAGAUGCGGGGGCUGAAGAGGGCCUACCAGCAGCGGGUGAAGGACAAGCUCAGCGUCAUCCAGAGCCUGGAAGCCAUCAUCCUGGAGCAGCAGGGCCUUCUGGAGAAGGUCCAAGCAGGCUCAAAGCCGCCAUCCCCUGGGCUGCUCUGCCCCGUGGCCCCCAGGGGCCUUCAGCAGCUGGUGGAGUCCCUCACUGCCCUCCAGGGAGAGCGGAGCCACCUGGCCGAGGAGGUGGUGGGUCUCCAGCAGCGGGUGGAAGAGCGAGAGAGGGAGAAGCAGCAACUGGCCAAGAGCCUCCACCACCAGAUCCAAGGCCUGAAGCAGCAGAUCCGGGCGCAGGAGGAGGAGGAACAGGAGCAGCUGCGCCUGGGCCGGGCGCUGGAGGCUUUGGCCAACGCGGAGGCACAGAACAGGGCCCUCAUGCAACAGCUGUCCUCCCAGGUGCAGCGGUGCCAACAGCUGGCGGAGCAGCUGCAGAGCUCGGAGGGGGCGGCGGCUGCCCUCCAGCACAAGAUCUCUGCCUACGAGAAGGAGGUCUCCGGGCUGCGUCGGGAGCUGCUGCACGAGAUCCGUCAGCUGGAGGAGCAGAAGGAGGCGGCUGUGCAGGAGGCUUCCCGGGAGGCCGAGGAGAGAGCCCAGCCCCUGCGCACGCAGCUGGCAGGAAUGAAGCAGCAUCUGCACACCCUCCGCCCCCUCCUCCAAGGGCUGCAGCUGGACUUCCGGAACAUCCAGGGGGAAAUGGGGAGUUUUGCCCACUGUUACAAAGCCGCUGUGGAGGAAGCCAAGAUGCAGAUGUUCUCCGUGAUCAGGGAAGUGGCGCAGAGCAGCCAGUGUCUGCAGGAGCGUUACCUGCGGGAGGUGCAGCUUCGCAAGAAAUACCACGACCAGCUGCUGGAGCUGAAAGGCAACAUCCGGGUCCUGUGUCGCCUGAAGCCGCUGACCGAGGAGGAGCAGCAACAGGGGGCUCCCGGGGGCCCCAGGGUAGAAGCCGGCUCGGCCGAGGAUGGCUCUGUGACCGCCAGCUACAAGGGGAAGGAGCACCACUUCAAGCUGGACAAGGUCUUCCUUCCCUGUGCCUCUCAGGAGGAGGUCUUCCUGGAGAUUGAGCCGGUGGUCCUGUCUUGCCUGCAAGGUUACAACGUUUGCAUCUUCGCCUACGGACAGACGGGCUCGGGGAAGACUUACACCAUGGAG